Molecule: messenger RNA, 1229 nt
Organism: Styela clava
Lineage: Eukaryota; Metazoa; Chordata; Ascidiacea; Stolidobranchia; Styelidae
Molecular function (GO): S-adenosylmethionine-dependent methyltransferase activity
Source: RefSeq, a predicted model, not a curated record
AGUUAGUAUUGUGUAAAAAAAUCUAUUGAAAUAUUUUAUUAGUAUAUCGUUAAACCAUUAUCGCAAUAUGGACGUCACCGAAGCGGGGAGCAGGGUUAACAUGGCUAUGUACGCCAAUACGCCAGAAGAAGCAAAUGAGGCUUACUCAAAAUGGGCAGAUAAAUACGACGAAGAUCUUACUUGGGUACUAGGAUCUGUGGCUGGAGAUGAAGUUGCUGAAAACUCGAUGAAGUAUUUAAAAAAUACCGAAACAGCUCUCUUGCUGGAUUUAGCGGCGAGCACUGGCUUGGUUGCUGAGGCAUUGUUAUCCCGUGGAUACAAAGGUGUUAUGGACGCAAUUGAAUUAAAUGAAGACAUGUUGAAAAAAGCCGAGCUAAAAGGAAUAUACAGAAAACAUAUUUGCUUCAAAAUAUCACCGGACACUUUGAUUCCAGUUGAACAAGGGGCAUAUGAUACUGUUACUUGCGGUGGGGCCUUUGGGGCAAAUCACUUGGAGGAAGGAUGUAUUCCAAAUAUUACCCGUUGCUUGAAACAUGGAGGUAUUUUGAUUUUCAACACCCGAAAAACAGACGCAAACAAAAAAUUCAUUAUUAAAUUGAAUAAUGUUGCGGAGAAGCUCGUACGAUCCGGGCAGUUGGUUGAGAUUGAAGUUAAAGAUAUGGUGUUUUACCGAGCUAAGAGCAAAGAAACCGGCGAUGUCAUGAAGGCGGUGUUGUAUAUUUACAAAAAAAUAUAAUUUCCAAAUUGUUAAUUCAAGUGUUGGCUUAGCUUAAAUCAUCGAAUUUGGGGAUUUUGUGCAAAAUUUAUUUCUCAAUAAAUGUGGAUGAAGCCAAUGUUGUCUGAAACACAGUUAUUCGCGAGCGAGCAUGACUGUAGGUGCUAAUGUAUGCAGGUGCAAAUAUUCACGGGUGAAGAUGGGAUCUUUUGUUCAAAGCCCCCGACACUAAUGCGAAAAUAUACCUCAGCCACGUUUUCACAUAACAAGUAUGUAAUUAUUCGGCGCAAUCUGCAGUUCUCAGACUCACAAUAUGAGCGAAACAUAGAUUCCGAGUAUGGAAAAAGAGUAGUUGCUGAUGGCUCGAUAGUUUGAAAUAAAAAAUUCACCUAAUACCAUUCAAUUGCAUUUGCUCCAUGAUUGCAUAAUGAUGUUUGUGUACUUAAACUACAAAAUUUGGGAAAUAAAUGUUGUUUCAAAUCAAAUAUGAAAUUUUCAAUAUACUAUCGGUGUA